This is a messenger RNA of Salarias fasciatus (jewelled blenny), 7971 nucleotides long. It is a transcript of the gene dock8, whose product is annotated as dedicator of cytokinesis 8. Lineage: Eukaryota; Metazoa; Chordata; Actinopteri; Blenniiformes; Blenniidae. The record is from RefSeq and is a predicted model, not a curated record. The coding region runs from base 472 to 6543 and encodes 2023 amino acids. Gene Ontology annotation, cellular component: cell leading edge. Gene Ontology annotation, molecular function: guanyl-nucleotide exchange factor activity. Gene Ontology annotation, biological process: small GTPase-mediated signal transduction; positive regulation of GTPase activity; positive regulation of establishment of T cell polarity. The transcript is spliced from 47 exons.
AGCAUGCAAAUAUGUGUCUGUCGUUUCUGUUCCUGUGUGUGGAAACACACAGUUGAUGGAGGGACGCCUCGCUGUUGUCACUUCCUUUUAAUGCCUUGUGGUCUGUUUGGUUCAGCUGUAAACUGCAACGCUUCAAACUGCCGUCAACCCGUCUUGCGGUUCGGCAGUCAGGCUCAUUCUAAAACGUUCGCUCUCUGCUCCUGUUAACACUUUUUCAUGAUGCUGCCCGUUUUGCCUCAGCGCCGCUCGAGUGCUCAACCUCCAGAAAUAUCGCGAUCAUUUUAAAGAAGACCGGCGUUCGGUGUUUCAGGUUAGUCUUCAGAAUCACUCAACGUUCAGACGCUGCAAGCCACGGGUUUCCGUAUCCGGAGUGCGCCAUUUUGAACGGUUCCUUUUUAUCUGCAGUCUUAGUUUUUCAGCAGGCCUCCGGCGUAUGAAGCGGUCGAGCCAUUAGACCUGGAGGAGUUCCUGAUGACGCAGCUGAGGAGCGAAGACUCGGCACUCAUGCAGGAGCUCGGGGACUUUCCUGACGAUGACCUGAAGGUGGAGCAGGUGGAGAAAGAGUGUCGCACCAUUCGACACUCCGUCCCGGAGGACGGAGUUGAGCUGGAUCCACAUGUCAGUGGCUGCGUAGAGAGUUACACUCAGCCGUGGCUCGUAGUCACCAGAAGGUGCCAGGGGGAUGGCUGGGGUGCGUAUUCGGAGCGAGCUGGCCUUCACAAGCUCCUUCGGAAACAGACGUUUGAGUCAGACGUUCAGCCAGAAGACCAAGACAAACCAGUUAAGUCUCCGACUCUGGCAGGGUUGAGCGAUGACUCCAGUCGCACGCUGACCUCCUCUGACUUUGACUUGCGGGGUCUGACCCCGGACCAGAGGGUGGAGGGUCUGACGGCCUUCAGCAGCCACGAGGAGCUGGACCGCUUCAAUCAGGAGGCGCGGCAGGGGAACCGACACCCCGAGCUCUUCGCUCUCUACCCACCCCUCGAUGAGGAAGAUGCGGUGGAAAUCCGACCCAUUCCCGACUGCCCCAAAGAACACACUGGAGAACGUAUCCUGGUCCGAUGCCAGGCCAUAAAGUUCGAAAUAGACAUUGAGCCCAUAUUUGCCACCAUGGCCUUGUACGACCUCAAAGAGAAGAAGAAGAUAUCGGAGAACUUCUACUGUGAUUUGAACUCGGAGCAGUUCAAAAACUUCUUGAAACCUCACACUCCUCAUAUGGAUCAUUCCACCCUGGCCAGAUCUGCCAUCUUUUCCAUCACCUACCCUUCCCCUGACAUAUUCCUGGUCAUGAAGAUUGACAAGGUCCUCCAGCAGGGAGAAAUCAGUGACUGCGCCGACCCCUACGUAAAUCUCAGAGAAAGCGACUCAGCGAAGAACAAGGACAAGCUCGAUAAGCUGCGGGCUCAGGCCGAGGCUUUCUGCCACAGGUUGGGCCGUUACCGUAUGCCUUUCGCCUGGGCAGCCAUAAACGUCAUGGAGGUCAUCUCUACUGCUGCGCUAGACGUCACAGACUCGGAUAGCCUCAAAGGAGGGAAAUCCAGCAGCAUUGACCGCAGAAUGCAGCUUCCCAGGAGGAACUCUGAACGUUACAGCACCAUCGAUGAACAUUUUUUCAACAUUUCUUCCUUCAAACCUGCCACCAUCACUAUCGCCACCAUCUUUAAACAGGAGGGAGAUCGGCUGAGUGAUGAGGACUUGCUGAAGUACCUGGCUGAUAUCAAGAAAACUCCCCAAAGAAGAAUCAAGACAAUACCAGGUUGCAUAAAACUCGACAUGUCUCCAGUUCACGACACACCUAUGGGGUGUCUGUCCACCGAGCUCAUCCCUCUCAUACCUGUUGCUGAGAAAAACAUUCGGCCCAUUAAAGAAGUGCUCGAGUUCCCCUCCAAUGAGGUUUAUGUUCCUCACAACAUUUACAGGAACCUGAUAUACGUCUAUCCCCAGAGGCUCAACUUCGUCAACAGACUGACGUCAGCAAGAAACAUCACCAUCAAAAUCCAGUUCAUGAGCGGCGAGGAUCCCAGCUGCUCUUUACCUGUCAUCUUUGGGAAAUCAAGCGGCCCUGAAUUUUUACACGAAGUCUGCACGCCUGUUACCUACCAUAACAAGUCUCCAGACUUCUACGAGGAAGUGAAGCUGGUUCUCCCCGCCCGUCUGACAGACAGACAUCACCUGCUGUUCACUUUCUACCACAUCAGCUGUCAGCAGAAACAGAACCAGAGCGCCAGCUGUGAGACGCUCAUCGGAUACUCUUGGCUGCCCAUACUGAACAGUGACCGGCUGCAGACUGGUCAGUUCUGUCUCCCUAUCGUCCUGGAGCGACUCCCGCUCAACUAUUCUCUGCACACACCUGAGAAACUUCCUCAGCAGGUCCCUCCAGUCAAGUGGAUGGAAAGUCACAAAGGACUUUUCAACUUGGAGGUCCAGGCUGUGUCAUCUGUGCACACACAAGACAACCACCUGCAGCGCUUCUUCACCCUCUGCCACGCGCUGGAGGGCGGCGCCACCUUCCCCGUGCGGGUCAGGGAGGAGAAGAUUCCUGAGAACAAGCUGGAGCACGAGCUGAAGCUCAGCAUCAUAUCCCUGUCCUCCUCCAGUCUGGAGCCUCUGGUCCUGUUCCUGUACCGGGUGCUGGACAAGCUCUUCACCCUCAUCAUGCAGCCCAUGGUCAUCGCCGGCCAGACCGCGAAUUUAGCCCAGAUAGCGUUUGAGUCCGUGGUCUCCAUCGUCAACAGUCUCCACAGCAGCCAGGAGCUGGUCAGAGAUCAGCAGGGUCGGAACAGCCUUCUGGCGACCUACCUCUACUGGGUGUUUCGUCUGCCUGAUCCCCCUCGAGACGUGCAGAGUGCAGCUGCGGGGGCCGCGGUCACCUCAGCAGAAGGCCGUUACAGCACCAUGGGUCGAGCCACAGCUGCAACAGUGGGUAACAUGCUCCUCCAGUCCCGGGUCCGGAGCAGCAGCAAUCCCGACAUCCCCGCGCCCUCGACCUCUGCUGAAGACGCCGAAGUCAGGAACAUCCUCGCUGCCAAGGGCCACAACAACCCCGGCAGCCGCAUGUCCACCUAUGUGGACACGAACUCCCACCAGAGCCCCACAGGGAACACCCGGCCCUCCAACAGGAAGCAGUUUCAUGAGGAGCUGGCUCUCCAGAUGGUCGUCAGUACAGGAGUCUGCAGAGAAAAUGCAUAUAAAUAUGCCUGGUUCUUCUUUGAGCUGCUGGUGAAAAGCAUGGCUCAGCACGUGUCUCAGCUGGACAAGCACAACGUCCCCCGAAGAAGUCGUUUCUCUGACCGAUUUAAAGACGACAUCACCACCAUUGUCUCCGUGGUUACAGCUGAGAUUGGGACCAUCCUCGUCAAACAACAAAAGGAGCUAGAGCAAGCAGAGAAAGUCAACAUCAGCCUGGCCUUCUUUCUCUAUGACCUGAUGUCUCUCAUGGAUCGAGGAUUUGUCUUCCAGCUGGUGAAAAACUACUGUAACCAGAUGUCGGCUAAAGGCGUUGCAAUGCCAACGCUGAUCAGCAUGCGUCUGGAGUUUCUGCGAAUCCUGUGCAGUCAUGAGCACUACCUCAACCUGAGCCUGUUCUUCAGCAGCCCUGCGUCUGCGCCCGCCUCCCCCUGCCCAUCCAUCUCCUCACAGAGUUCUGGUUCAUGUAGCUUUCAGGAGCAGCAGAGGAUCUUGGCUCUGUUUGAGCUUUCUCCAGAAUUCAAGCAGCAGCACUACCUCACCGGUCUGCUUCUCACAGAGCUCAGCGCUGCGCUCGACAUGGAGUCGGAGGGGGGAAAAGUCCAGAGAAAGGCCAUCAAUGCCAUCUUUAGCCUGCUGUGCUCUCAUGAUCUUGACCAUCGCUGUAUUAAAACUGAUGUCAGAGCCAAGGUGGCAGCUCUCUACCUCCCCCUGGUGGGCAUUAUAAUAGACUCCACCAACUACCUGGAUUUCACAGUUUCUGACACGCGCUGUGGGAAAAACAAGACGGGCGGACCUGAGGAUGACCUUGAAAAUGUCCCGCCUAUCAAUCAGUCUGUUGCCAUGGCGAUCGCCGGGAACCCCUUCAACACGCUGGGACGGAAUGUUCUCGUUUCCAUGGCAUCCAUGCAUGGUAAAUCCAUAGCCACGCUGCCGGCCGACACCAGUCGCCACCUGCUGGUGUGUUUCCUGUGGGUGAUGAAGAACGCCGACAGGAGCCUGAUCCAGCGCUGGACUGUAGACAUGCCUCCGUCACAGCUCAACAAGCUGCUGGAGCUCCUCACCAUCUGUGUGUCCUGCUUUGAGUACCGGGGUAAGCAGAGCAGUGACAAAGUGAGCACCCAGGCCUUACAGAAGUCUCAGCAAGCCAAGCUGCAGCUGGAAGAGGCCCUGCUGAGAGGAAUGGGUGCCCGUGGGGAAAUGAUGAAACGAGUUGGAGGGAUGGAUCGAACGAUUGGUCAGAGAGAAAACCUGCGCUGGAGGAAGGAUCUCACACAGUGGAGGCAAACUAAUGACAGACAGGACAAGACUAAAGCAGAGUUGGACCAGGAGGCUCUGAUUAGUGGCAACCUCGCCACAGAGACCAACCUCAUAGUGCUCGACCUGUUGGAGACCAUUGUACAGGCCGUGCCGAUGGCUGACUGUAAGGACAGCGUGGUUGGCGGGGUAUUGAAGGUGUUGCUCCACUCCCUCACCUGCAAUCAGAGCACCACUUUCCUCACUCACACCUUCAGCACGCUCCGAGCCCUUGUCGUCAAGUUUGGAGACCUGUUGUUCGAGGAGGAGGCGGAGCAGUGCGCUGACCUGUGCCAGAAGGUCCUUCAGUACUGCAGCAGUCCUGUUGAUGACAACAGGAGCCAGGCCUGUGCCACCCUCUAUCUCAUCAUGAGAUACAGCUACAGUAAUGCCAGUAACUUCUCCAGAGUGAAGAUGCAGGUCACCAUGUCUCUGGCCUCGCUGGUGGGCAAGUCCUCGGAUUUUCAGGAGGAAUACCUGCGGCGCUCCCUUCGCACCAUCCUGGCCUACGCAGAGGAGGACACGGAGAUGCAGAGCACUCAGCUGCCCUCGCAGGUGGACGAACUCCUAAGAAACCUCAACAGCAUUUUGUCUGACACGGUGAAGAUGAGGGAGUUUCAAGAAGAUCCCGAGAUGCUCAUGGACCUCAUGUACAGGAUAGCAAAGGGCUACCAGACGUCUCCUGACCUCCGGCUGACCUGGCUGCAGAACAUGGCUGAGAAGCACAACGACAGGAAGUGCUACACUGAGUCGGCCAUGUGUCUGGUGCACGCCGCUGCCCUGGUGGCCGAGUACCUCAGCAUGCUGGAGGAUCACAAGUACUUGCCUAUUGGCAGCGUCACCUUCCAGAACAUCUCCUCCAAUGUGCUGGAGGAGUCGGCGGUGUCGGAUGACAUCCUGUCCCCAGAUGAGGACGGGGUGUGCUCCGGACGCUACUUCACCGAGAACGGCCUGGUGGGCUUGCUGGAACAGGCCGCCGAGCUCUUCAGCAACGGUGGUCUCUAUGAGGCAGUGAACGAGGUCUACAAGAUCAUCAUACCAAUCCUGGAGGCACGUCGAGAUUUCAGGAAACUGGCGUCCACUCAUGACAAACUUCAGAGAGCCUUUGAUAACAUCAUUCAGAGGGGACCGAAGAGAAUGUUCGGAACGUACUUCCGAGUUGGAUUUUAUGGGGCCAAGUUCGGUGACCUGGAUGAACGGGAAUUCAUUUACAAGGAGCCUGGGAUAACACAUCUGCCCGAAAUAUCACACAGGCUGGAGAAUUUCUACUGUCAAUGUUUUGGGGAAGACACAUUGGUGAUGAUCAAAGACUCCACCCCCGUGGACAGAAGACAGCUCAACCCCAACAAGGCUUAUAUCCAGGUCACUUUUGUGGAGCCAUACUUCGACGACUACGAGAUGAAAGACCGGCUGACAAACUUUGAGAAGAACUUCAACCUGCGGCGGUUCAUGUACACCACGCCCUUCACCAAGAGCGGGCGGCCUCGCGGCGAGCUCAACGAGCAGUUCAAGAGGAAGACCAUCCUCACCACCAUGCAUGCCUUCCCUUACGUCAAAACCCGCAUCAACGUCAUCCAGAAGGAGGAGUUUGACCUGACUCCUAUCGAGGUGGCCAUAGAGGACAUGCAGAAGAAGACGCGGGAACUGGCCGUGGCCACACACAGAGAGCAACCCGACGCUAAGAUGUUACAGAUGCUGCUCCAAGGCUCCGUGGGGGCCACGGUUAACCAGGGCCCGUUGGAGGUAGCCCAGGUCUUCCUGAAUGAGAUCCCGGCGGAUCCAAAGCUCUUCCGUCACCACAACAAACUGCGCCUGUGUUUCAAAGAGUUUAUAAUGAGGUGUGGCGAAGCAGUGGAGAAGAACAAGCACCUGAUCACAUCAGACCAGAAAGAGUACCAGCAGGAGCUGAAAAAGAACUACAACCGCCUGAGAGAGAGCCUGAGGCCGAUGUUGGAAAGGAAGAUUCCCGAGCUCUACAAACCCAUCAUCAGGCCCCGGCUGGAGAACAGGGAUUCUUUCAAACGCCUAAGUUUCCGCCGAGCUCAGGAGGAAAACUCCUGAGAUGCCACAACUUGCCUGAGUGAGAGCACUACGGAGAAUGAAAGCGAGGCUGUUGCUCAACCUGUGUGAAGAAACGAGAGAAUAAGAUAAAAGAGGAGGAGGGAAAUAAAAAGCGGACCGCUGGCGAUACCCUCGCACACUGCUGUGCUGGAGUAGUACAUCGUGUCCACGAUGGAAGACUCGCACCUUCUCACAUACCCAGCAGUUUGUAAUAAAGUCUGCUGCACGUCCACUUUCAACAUGUCCCAGCUGCUUGGAACAAGAGGCAAGCGAAAAGCAAAGAGUAGCUUAUUGAUCAUUUCACUGUAAAAACCUCCAAUACGGUGGCUUUGUCAAGUGUCUUUUUUUUAUUUCUUUCUUCAAUAAGAAAAAGUCCUAAUAAUGCUGCAAAUGUCUCCUGUGGGUUGGUAAAGAAGCUGUGGGACUGGCCCAGCACUUGUGUGGCUGCAAAUACCGUUUGUGUCCUACGUGUGAAUAUGUAUGUAAAUGUUUGAGCGGCGUGUUUCUUUAGAGUAGCAACAUUUUCGUGCCAUACUGAAGUCACUGCGAAUUCGGUGAUGGUAAAUUAUUCUGCUAUGUGCUAAACGGCCUCUGAAAUUCCACUCUGGGCAUCUAUGCAUGACCUGUGCCAGUUAGAGCAGAAAGAGUUGGGAUAGAUUUGUGCUCUGGAAAAAUAGGUACAAUUCCCAGUGUUACCUCUUUAGAUCAUUUCUGUCUCAGAACUGUUGGUCAAACAGCAAUUUAACCAUGUAGCAAAGAGAAGAGUUCAACUUUUAGAGUUUUGUGAUAUGAAAUUACAUAGAUGGCACAUAGCAGUCCACAUUUUGUACAUAGUAGAAGUAUUACAUUGGAUAGAUAUGAGAAUGUUUACAGAGCUAUGAAAAACUAUUUUGAAUUUUAUUUGACAAAAAUUUAUUUUUAGAUAACAUGAAUAAUUAUAUGAAUUGGAAAUAAUAUUCAGUGACUGACUUUAUGUCCAGUAGCUUUGGUAGAUCUUUGAAAAUAGAGAACUUCCUAUGAAACGCAUAGUGCCAAAUUUAAUUCCUCCCUUAUUUACUUAUCUGUUGUCUUUUUUGUUUGUUUUUCUAAGUCACUCCACAGCUGUGCUUUGCAAAGCAAAUCCUGUUUACCACACGUUUCAGAGUACAUUCCUGGAGAGAGGCAUUGGAGUAUUAAAUAGUGAUGAUCAGAUUUUUAUGAAAUACCUGUAAAACUUUUCUCAUUUUGUUUGAUGUCAUGUUGCAGGCCACACUGUGUCUCGCUAAUGUAAACAGUAUGGCAUGUCAAUAAUGGGUAUUCAUUUUACAUACAUUGUCACAGAUUGCUUGGAUUUUUUUUUUUUUUUUUGCACUUUUCUAGGUACAUUUGAUAUUUAUUAGCUGUUGAUUUUUUUAAUGGCUUAAUAAAAUAAACUAAAACAAAACAGCA